UGCAAUUGCUUAUCAUGCAGCCAGGCGAAUCCAAGGCCCUUCUAGUGAAGGCGCCGUCCCAACGCGCGUCAUCCGUGCCCCUUGUCCGACAGAUGUCUGACUUUGCCGAGAGCACCAACCAGGCGAACGUGAACAAGCACGUCGAAGCUGUCCUCGCCACGGUCGGCGCCGACCCGGCCGACAAACUCACGAGUUCGUUCGUAUACACGCUGCUCGUGCUUGCCAUCACCGUACCCUUCUUCCUCGGACCUCUCCUCGUCUACUUCAAGGUUGACAACGUCGUGUCGUGGUCGUGGUGGUUGGUGCUCUUGCCGCUAUGGGUGUUCAACGCCGUGUGGUUGUACUCGACGUGCUUUUUCAAGGGGAUCGACCCUGUGGACCGUGAAGAUCACUUUGAUGAUUCCCAAGACGUCACCAGGGUCCAGGAUGGGGCCACUGAGGGCAGCACCACCGACGUCGUUGAAGUGACUGCACCUGUCGAGCCCAAACCCGAGAACCGCGUCUUCAACGUGUUCCUCGUGCUCAUGUACAUCUUGACCGAAGUGUUCAUCUGCCUCAAGCUGGAAGGGUCCAUCACGUGGCACUGGGCGGCCCUCAUGACGCCGUACUACCUCGUCUCGCUCAUGCAGGGCAACUGCGCGGCGUUCGCCAACGUCGCCCAAGUCGUGCUCGUCGCGACGAAACUGGACGGAACGCUCACGUGGAGCUGGAACGCCGUGUUUUUUCCAUAUUGGAUCGCGGUCGUCGUCAGCAUCGUUCUUGUGCCACUGGGCGUCUUCGCUGCGGUCAAGUUUUCCAUUGCGAAUGCAUCUUCACUGGACGACGACCCCCAGAAGCCUCCAUCCGCCGCGUGGCCCGUGGUUGCCGCCGUCUCGUCCUUGGUGCUGACCGUCGCGACGUUUUCGCCCUUCCUCUUGCUCAUGUACAAGCUCAACUGGGGCGACUUGGCUACCAUCGUGGUCUUUGCUCCGUACUUUGGAGUGCUCUUGGUCGCGUGCCUCUCGCUCCUAGUGUUUGGCCUCGUUAGCCUCUACCGUGGCACCGUGUAUGAAGAAGCAGAAGAUAACGUUGUUUAAGAACCCAAAGCAUCAUUCGAACCGUAACGUGAUGGCAACAUCGCGCGUCGAUUGGUUCAAAUUGCGUAAAAUGCAACAAACCAACACAUUUGAUUGGGCAUUUAACAAUACUUUGACGAUCGAUAACCACUGUGUUAUUGGACCGGUC
Aphanomyces astaci is the source of this 1224-nucleotide messenger RNA. RefSeq lists its product as hypothetical. The transcript has 5 exons. The record is from RefSeq and is a predicted model, not a curated record. Bases 15 to 1076 code for a protein of 353 amino acids. NCBI's taxonomy places the organism in Eukaryota, Oomycota, Saprolegniomycetes, Saprolegniales, Verrucalvaceae.